CUCGGUGUGAGUCUCCGCCUCCAGGGCUGCUUGGCUCAGUUCAAAUCCAGUAGGAAGUCUUGUUUUGCACAGAGUCUUCAGCUGGGCGGGAACGCGGGGAGACGCACUGACAGCCAUGGCUUUUGUAUUCACUGCCAUUAGGGUCCUCCUCGGGCUCUUCUUUGGCCUCAGCGGGGUGGUGAAAGUGACGGACCAGAUAUCGGCCGAUGUGUACAAUCAGAUGAAAACCCAGUUUAUACAGUUUGCUGACGUUUUCCCCCUAAAAGACUUUGGGUACAAGCCAGACCCAGACCAGUAUCUGUUGGUCGUGGGCUGGGUGGAGUUGGUGGCUGGAAUCCUGUUAGCUUUUGGACCACAGAUCCUGCAGGAGAUCAGCAACUUUGUGUUGUGCAUCAUUAUGAUUGGUGCCAUUUAUACCCUCCUAGUACUGAAGGAACCUCUUGCUAUGUGUGCCCCUGCAACUGUCUGCCUUGGGCUCCUCCUCUUACUGACUGUGAGAGGGCAUGGCAGCAGACCAAAAUCCAAGUCUGAGUGAAACAUCUCUCUGACCAGCGAGGGACCAAUUCUCAUGCACACAAAGUUUACAGUCUUGUGUUAAUGUGUGGGAAGUUUUUAAGUGGAUUUGUUGCUAGGUGACAAAAGCUUGCCUGCAAAAGGAUAUCCAUGAUUGCCUUAUCUCUGCAACGUGUGAAUCCCUGCAGACUUUCUAUUGAUUGUACAUAUGCACCACGGCUGAAGUCUCACCAUCUGUUUCAGGUUUCUCUAACAGAUAUGAGGCUAGGAGUGCUCUCUGCAGUCAUUUUUAUAAUAGGGAGAAAAUAGAACCGUUUAUCUUGUGCUUUCUUUCCCUGUGUUCCUUGCUUGGAGCUCUAGAAACCACUGUGGUUUUCUAACAAUAAAAGAGUACUCCAGAAGUGACCCUUCAUUUCCUUCUUUAUUUGUAUAAAGGAUUACCAAUUUUACAGCCUUAUUACCCCUACCUGUUUUAUCUAGAUAUAGACAAAUUAACUUAGUAAAGAUGAUGAUUGCUCAUACAGUAAUGGGAAGCGGGAAAAAACAUAUAUAUUGUGUUUAUGUGCAUUUUUAAAAACACAAUUAAGCCAGUUAUAUUCUAUUGAUGUCAAGUGCAAGAAAAUGCAGUAUGCUGCGUGUUAACAAAUGCAAUGAGAUGCAAAUUGAGUACAAGGCAACUCUGAACACUCCUGGUUGAACACAUGAGUACAACCAGGCAGAAUAUAAUGUAAUUAAUUAGCGAAUGUGUUUAGGUUUGCUCAUACCUGCGUCUCAAACAUAUAAAAAAAAACAUAAACAAAAAACACGUGUGUAAGAGCCCUAAUUUUUUUUCUGAAACCCUUUGCUGAGGGAUAUAAUAAAGCUAGUAUGUGUGCCAAUUACAACUGGGAUUUUAUAGUCAUAAUUCUUCUAAAAGGGGUUGUUCACCUUCAGACACUUUUUCCAGUUCAGUUGGUUUCAGGUAGUUUUACCAGAAAUAAAGACUUUUUCCGAUUACUUUCUAUUUGUGACCUAUUUUCUAAUAUUGAAGUGUAAAAGUAUUAUUUUUCACCUUCUUAUGUCUUUAUAAAACAACUUGAGGGUGGGGUGAUUUGCUUUUCUAAAUUGAUACAUUUAGUUGAUAUAUUUCAUAUCUUUGUCCCUGCUGAGCGGAAUCCCUGAGUUUUAUUAAAGGCAGCUGUUAGAAUUGAUACAAUAGUUGGUAAUAUUGCACAGAUACUGCUGAGAAAUGUAUCAACUAAAGGUAGAAAAUUGUAACAGUUCUGAAUCUGCUCCUGGAUUACUGAGCUGCCAGACUGAACCACCACAGACAUAAAUAUUAAACUUUACAUUUAAAUGUUGGAAAAAUUAUAAAAAAAAAAGAUAGCAAUUGGCAAACAAAACUGAAAAAAGUGUUUGGAAGGGAACACCCCUUAAAGCGAGACUUCACAACACAAUGCUUGGAUAUGCCAACAUACUUGCAGAAAUAAACAGACUUUUACUAAACAA
Molecule: messenger RNA, 2001 nt
Organism: Xenopus laevis (African clawed frog)
Lineage: Eukaryota; Metazoa; Chordata; Amphibia; Anura; Pipidae
Gene: tmem35b.S
Product: transmembrane protein 35B S homeolog
Exons: 3
Coding region: 116-535 (139 amino acids)
Cellular component (GO): membrane
Source: RefSeq, a predicted model, not a curated record